UUGGUGUUAAGCUGGCUGGUCUGGCACGGGCUGGUUGGUCGGUUUGUUGAGGGGUUAGCCAUGGCUCGACUCGCAGUGCUACUGCUGUUACCGGUUCUUAUUGAAUCCGUAUUCUCCAUUUCUUUCUUUUUACCGGUCAACACAAGAAAGUGCUUACGAGAGGAGAUCCACAAAGACGUCCUGGUCACGGGGGAGUAUGAAAUAAGUGAACAGGCGAACACGAAAACUAAUCUGAAGAUCACAGAUUCCUCCAGCCACACUCUUUACUCCAAGGAAGAUGCCACAAAAGGAAAGUUUGCAUUCACCACAGAGGACUAUGACAUGUUUGAAGUGUGCUUCGAGAGCAAGUCACCCAUGGGGACUGGAAGAGUGCCUGACCAGCUGGUCAAUCUGGACAUGAAGCAUGGUGUGGAGGCCAAAAACUAUGAAGAGAUUGCCAAGGUGGAGAAGCUGAAGCCUCUGGAGGUGGAGCUGAGGCGACUGGAGGACCUGUCAGAGUCCAUUGUGAAUGACUUUGCUUACAUGAAGAAGAGAGAGGAGGAGAUGCGGGACACCAACGAGUCAACCAACACGCGCGUGCUGUACUUCAGCAUAUUCUCCAUGUGCUGUCUCAUCGGGCUGGCUACAUGGCAGGUCUUCUACUUGCGGCGCUUCUUCAAGGCAAAGAAGCUGAUCGAGUAGAGCGACUCCUGGCUCCUUCACUUCGAGGGAAGCUGCCUGCCAGCCUGCCAGCCAGCCAACACAUCCCAACAUCCACCCUUCUUGGACUAGCUUCAUCAAACAACAGACAGCAAGUGGGGUUGAGGGGCUCUCAAAUUCUAGAUUUCACGGCUGAAAGAGUACCCGGCUUGUCCUCUGAAAAAAAGAUCCACCUGCUUAUUAAGUGGCUUGAAACAUGCAAAGCGCUGUAGGGAGAAAUGCACUGUGAGGCAUGGAGAACGCACGUGUCCUUCUCUAUGGUACCUCUCAUUUCUGUCUGCACUGUUUUAAAUGUUGCAGCUUUCUCAAUAAGAACUUGUUCCUUCAAUCAGUUGAACAGUGAUGUUUGAUUUUGAGCUCACUUUGAAUGGAUGUGCCAUGAGCGAAUGUCAUUUGCCCCUCUGUUGAUGUACACAUUAUUUGCCACGCCAAGCAAUCUAGAUCCUUGGUGCCCUUUUUAUCAAGUGAAGGCUAUUUGAAAAAGUGGUUUGAUGUUACUUUGAUGAAAAGAUUGGCGACCACUGAACUCCUGUGUUUUGUCACUUAAUUUGCAUACAUGUUUGGUAGCUAAAUUUAACAGUGUCUUUAGGUUGUUUUUUUUUUUUCAUUUUGUAAAUGCUUCUUAGUUGCUUUGAUUGGUUUAUAUUUUUGGGUGGGGGGUUAUGAGCUUUCUGAGUAAUAUUCUCUUAGUUAUUAAAAAAAGGUCACUUUUAUGAGCUCUCUCACGUUCUAGUUUUGUUUAUGAAACACCUGAAAAAAUGAAUUUAUCACCAAUUAAAAUAGCCAGAAACCAAAACCUUUGUCUUUAUACUUGUACACAUUUCUUUUGUCAGAAUGCUUUGGGUGGAGGUUUUACAGCAGAUGUAAAGAAGGAUACCCAAACAAUUUAGAAUUUUCCUUUGUCAUUCACGCUUUAUCUUUACACACUGGUAAAUUUAGUAAUCUGUUUUAAAUUAUCAAACUAUCACAUCGUAAGUACAGUGACUUGCAGAUCCAUCCAGCUUGCUUUGUUUGUUCAGACAUUUAUUUGAGGCUUGGGUUACAAGAGAGUGUGGGAUUGUUUUUUGACAGGGAUUAAUUAAGGCAUCUGUCAUGGAUACAUUUUUAACAAUGGACAUGCGCAUUGUGCGUAAUCAAUAAUUUUUAUGUUGACUGAUAAAUUUUGUAAAUUUGUGUUGGGCUUUUAUUCAAUAAAAUAUUGGAUGGAUUUACAUUA
Labrus mixtus (cuckoo wrasse) is the source of this 1915-nucleotide messenger RNA. It is a transcript of the gene tmed10, whose product is annotated as transmembrane p24 trafficking protein 10. The record is from RefSeq and is a predicted model, not a curated record. NCBI's taxonomy places the organism in Eukaryota, Metazoa, Chordata, Actinopteri, Labriformes, Labridae. Gene Ontology annotation, cellular component: COPII-coated ER to Golgi transport vesicle; endoplasmic reticulum; endoplasmic reticulum-Golgi intermediate compartment. Gene Ontology annotation, biological process: endoplasmic reticulum to Golgi vesicle-mediated transport; intracellular protein transport; Golgi organization. The coding region runs from base 61 to 681 and encodes 206 amino acids. The transcript is spliced from 5 exons.